Messenger RNA from Rhopilema esculentum, 3431 nucleotides. RefSeq names its product GPI-anchor transamidase component PIGU. Gene Ontology annotation, cellular component: membrane; GPI-anchor transamidase complex. Lineage: Eukaryota; Metazoa; Cnidaria; Scyphozoa; Rhizostomeae; Rhizostomatidae. The record is from RefSeq and is a predicted model, not a curated record. Gene Ontology annotation, biological process: attachment of GPI anchor to protein.
UUUAAUUGUGAGUCAUCUGUCAUUCAUGUUGUGUUGUCACCUCAUACUAUCAGUCAGGAGGGAGAGUGUGGUCACAACAUUGCAAAUUUGAUUCUUGUUAUUCUGCCCUUGAGUAGAGCUAACAGUUAUGUCUGGCAAAUUUUGAGAAAUAGGUGCUUGAUCGAAUUUGUAGCUAGAUGCUGCUGGGCAACAUCAAAUUUAAUGAGCCAAGGGGAAAGAAGUUCUUAUGAUUUUGCUUUGUUUUGUUUAGUUUAAAAAAAACAGGAUAGAAGGUUCUUCUCAUACAAUGUUAAAAAAGUCAUUAACUAAUCAUUAUUGUGUCAUUUCUGACCUAUUUUAUUUAAAGCAUCAUUGGAGCCUUUUUGUAGCUACUAUGAAUUUUAGAGCUUUCCUAAUUACUCCAGAACAUACAUAAGCAACAAGUACAAUUAGGUAAAAGGAAUAGGGAGAGUCGCUGUUAAAAGGAUUAUAACAGCAUAAUGACUACUAUCUGUUGAUCUCACGCUGAACUAAGUGGGUUUUCUAAGUAAAAGCUCUUUUUACUCUCCAGCUGUUGCACUUAAGAAUAUGUUUUGGACUGAUAAGCAACUUUCGUCUAUUUCGGAAUUAUUCAGUCCUGUCUAAUUCGAUGACUCACUAGACGACCUAACUUCAGACAGAAAGAAGUCUUUGUAUGCUCUGAAUCUCGAAAGUCAUUUCGAUAUUCUGUUGGCUUUUGCAAGCGCAAUGGAAAGAGCAUAAAUUUGUUGCUGCAGAAGAAUUCAACCAAUCAUGAGAAUACCUAAACUGUAAAAGAAUGCAUUGCCUUGGCUGAGGCUGGAAUAUCACCUUACAGUGGAGAAACAUGUCACCAUCCACCAUUGCUGAUUUCUUUGUUCAUGUUUCUGGAAGACAAUCUUUCAUUCUGUGUUCCUUACCUUUUCAUACUUUGUGACAUUGUUGGUGGUUAUCUUCUUAUGAAAGGAGCUAAACAUUUUGUUGAAAAGCAGAUUAGAUACCAAACACUUAUAAAGCACAGGCCUGACGUCGAGACUCUGCUAUGGGUAAAGGAGGACCUUCAUCAUAUUCCCUAUUUUGUUGGGUUAUUGUAUCUUUUUAAUCCAUUUUCACUAGUGACCUAUGGAGCUUCUUCAACAGUUUUGAUAAACAACUUUUUGACUUGCAUAGUUCUUUUCUUUUUGGUGAAAGGUUAUGAAAAAUGUGCUACAGUAGUGCUUGCCUUGGCGUGCUAUUUGUCAUUUUAUCCAAUCAUGCUUCUAAUACCAAUCGCCUUGUCUCAUACCGAGGAUGGCAGCAAGAUAUCUUGGAGAAAAGUAACAAGCAUUGUCUCUGUUUUCCUAAUGAUGUCGUGUGUUCUCCUUCUUUGCUCGUUCAAAGUUUUCGAGAGCUGGGAUUUUAUCAACGCUGUUUACUUUUUUAUACUCAAAGUUCCUGACCUGACUCCGAACAUGGGCCUUUUCUGGUACUUUUUUCUUGAAAUGUUCGAGCAUUUCAGGCUAUUCUUUUUAUGGGUUCUGCAGCUUCACACAUUCGUGUAUCUCAUUCCUUUCGUAGUUUUAUUCAGAAAUCAACCAAUAUUUUUGUGCUAUUGUCUAAUUGCAACAUGCAGUUGGUGUAAAUCGUAUUCAUCUGUUGGUGACGUGAUUAUUCCAUUGGCUAUUCUACCGUUAUGGAGAAAUAUAACCCCAUACUUUCGUUCUCUGUUUGUUGCGAUUGUGAUGCUGCUAUUUUCUGCGAUCUUGGCACCUGUUCUCUACCAUCUGUGGGUGUAUGCCGGCAGCGGAAACGCCAAUUUUUUCUAUGCAGCAACUUUGGCUUUCAACCUAGCUCAGAUCCUUCUUCUGAGUGAUGUUGUUUAUGCCUACUUAAGAAGAAAAUUUCACUUAAAACACGGACUAAAUCCUUUGACCGAAGAUAAAGAAGAGGGUGUCAUAGUUAUGAAGUAGGUAUUCCUUAGUAAUAUUAGUAUCUUAGUUGAUAUUGACUGUCAAAAAUUAAAAGUUCUAGUAUCGACUUACUCCUCUCUUUCUGUGCACUGGAUACCGUUGUAGUUCAUCAUAUCACCAACAGAUCUUUAUUGCUGCAUUGCUAAAAUGACUUAUUAACAAUGCCCUAAAACCAUCGAUCAUCAGCCUACGCUGGAUACGAAUAGGUGAAUUUUCAGUAGAUUUAAACUUCGACAAACAUGUUUAGAGGAAGAUAGUGUGAAUAUGAUCAAAUUAUCAAAAAGUCUUGGGAGUCUUUCUUUUCUUUCACAUCUUUUAAUGACAUCUUUUGUGCAACUACUUAAUUUUGUCAGUUCGUAAGAAGUCUUCUACAUUGCGGUUUUUGAAAAUUUAGCAUUUAUGAAAAUUCCACACUCGCAUGAUUUCAUCGAAACCUUGCAUUGGAAUUUUCGGUACAAUCUUUUUGCAAAAAUAAAGCUCUUAGGAAACUUAUUUCCAAGCUGGAUCAUUUCUUAUAUAAUCUCAAAAAGGUAUGGUUCAUAGGGUUCAAAAAAGGAUAGAAAAAAAAUUUUACUUUGCAGUAUGAAAAAAUUUUGACUCUAAAACCCACAUGUUUCUACAAUGGUAGAAUAUCCAAGCAAAAGGCUCUCAAUGAAUUACAUGGAAAAAUUUCAGACAAGCAGAAGUUUUGUUUUUGAAAGAUAAUUUUUUUAAAAGCAAGAGCAGGAACAUUUAAGAAAUUAAGAGUCCAAGAUGAAAAUUGAUUGAUGUUUCUCUUGUGGUUUACUCGUGUACCAAAAUUAAAACUAAAUCUAUAAGAAAAUGUAUCUAGAUGUAUGUUCAGUAGUUUUGCUCUAUGAAAAACGAUAUGUCCAUGGUAUAGAGCUCAUUAGCCGUGAAUCUUGCUUUCAACAUUCUUCUCCAAUAUUGUUCUGUAUAACGUAAAUCUUUAUUGCAAAGUACUCUUGACGAUUCCUUUGAAAGCGAAAGGUUCAGAUUCCCAAUCAAAUUACAAGACAAGUCUAUAACUUUUUGUAAAUAUUGUUUGAGCUUUUCAAGCGAAAAUUGUUCGAAUUUGAAAAGAAUUUCAUUGCAAGUAUGACCUUCUAAGACAUUUUUUAAAACGAAAUAAUUUUAGAAUUGAAACUACAGAUAGAGCCAUUACCAAUAUAUAUUUGUUUAUAAAUAACGAAAAAUGUUGAACUCGGAAUAAUUUUGAACUCGGGAAAAUUUUGUUAGUGGAAUUGUAUUUGAAAAUUUUACAUCUAGUCAACCUUAUCAAAGUCAUAUCCAUGAAGUCGCGAAGGCCUAGAUUUAAUAUCUAGAUUUUGGUUGAAAUGUUUUGCUAAAAACUUAACAGUAGGAGUAUAUCAGGCGAGAAUGUGUGGAAACAAUCGAAAAUUUUUCAAAGCCUAUAACCUUACUUAAUUAUCAAAACUCGACCCCUUUAAAAAGUUGCCAAACUAUCAAAAACUACUAUCAUUC